Komagataella phaffii GS115 is the source of this 951-nucleotide messenger RNA. RefSeq names its product mitochondrial phosphate carrier protein. NCBI's taxonomy places the organism in Eukaryota, Fungi, Ascomycota, Pichiomycetes, Pichiales, Pichiaceae. The transcript has a single exon. The record is from RefSeq and is a predicted model, not a curated record. Gene Ontology annotation, cellular component: mitochondrial inner membrane. Gene Ontology annotation, biological process: mitochondrial phosphate ion transmembrane transport. Gene Ontology annotation, molecular function: phosphate transmembrane transporter activity. Bases 1 to 951 code for a protein of 316 amino acids.
AUGGCUUCCACCUCUUCUCCUAAAGCUGCUUACAGCACCCCAUCAUACUCCCUGAUUGACUAUGGUUCUUUUGCCUUGGCCGGUGCCGUCGGUUGCGGUGUUACCCAUGGUUCCUUGACUCCUGUUGAUGUUGUCAAGACCAGAAUCCAGUUGGAGCCAGCUGUGUACAACAAAGGUAUGAUCGGUUCUUUCAGACAAAUUAUUGCCAAGGAAGGAGCUGGUGCUCUUUUGACUGGUCUGGGACCAACCAUUUUGGGUUACUCUUUGCAAGGUGCCUUCAAGUUCGGUGGUUAUGAAUUGUUCAAGAAGACAUUCAUCGAUGCUCUGGGUUACGAAAGUGCUGUCACAUACAAGACUCCCAUCUACAUCGGUUCCGCUGCUAUUGCCGAGUUCUUUGCCGAUAUCGCUCUGUGCCCUCUGGAGGCUACCCGUAUUAGACUGGUCUCUCAGCCAAAUUUUGCUAACGGUUUGAUCGGUGGUUUCUCAAGAAUCCUCAGAGAAGAGGGUGUUGGAUCUUUCUACAACGGUUUCACUCCAAUCCUGUUCAAACAAAUUCCUUACAACAUUGCCAAGUUCUUGACCUUCGAAAUUGCCUCCGACGCUAUUUUCGGUUUCGUUCCAACCCCAAAGAGUGAAUUGUCUACCAGUGCUACUACUGGUAUCAACUUGUUGUCUGGUGUUAUUGCCGGAUGUGCCGCCGCCUUUGUCUCUCAACCUGCCGAUACUCUUUUGUCCAAGGUCAACAAGACCAAGAAGGCUCCUGGUCAAUCCACUCUAGGUCUUUUGGCCCAGCUGGCUGGUGAGUUAGGUAUCAGAGGUUCUUUCGCUGGUCUCCCAACACGUCUGGUCAUGGUGGGUACCCUGACUUCCCUGCAAUUCGCCAUUUACGGUUCUUUGAAGAAGGCAUUGGGAUGUCCUCCAGCCGUCGAACUUGGAGCUAGUGGUCAUUAA